Durusdinium trenchii is the source of this 1757-nucleotide messenger RNA. NCBI's taxonomy places the organism in Eukaryota, Dinophyceae, Suessiales, Symbiodiniaceae. The record is from the annotation of a GenBank genome assembly.
AGCACAUCAAACUUGCCGACCUGGAUGGACCUGGAUCAUCCUUGUGAAGUCGCCAUGGCACCUUCUGAAGACCGACUUGGCUUGAACUCUGUCAUGGUGACUUCGGGAUGCUUGAUGCAUGGAGGCGCCUUCAGCCCACGAGACUUCUGACACCACCCUGGACACGACUCCACCGACGACACAACCCUGUUUCGCCUUUGCCGUGGUUCCGAGAUCACGAUGUGCAUCUCAAUGGGCAAGAAGCUUUUGUUCAGGCCCUCAGCAGCUGUGAAUUGGCCAGGGCCUGGCAGCAUCAACUGUUUCUGGCUGAUGCCAUGCAGAGGGAAGGAUAUGGUCGGUGCUUGCCCGGCUUCCACGCGCUCAUGCACUCCAAACACUGGGAGGAAGCGAUUGGGCUUUUGGAGGUCAUGAAGCUUCAAGGCUUUUCGCCCACUUCGUCCACCUUCUCCUUCGUCGUGAGAUCUUGCGGCCGUGCCGGUCAGUGGAGGUGGCCUUUGAAACUCAUCUCACACGGGACAGAUGUGGACGGCACAGAAGGGACAGACAAAGAGCUCUGCAAUGCAGUAGCAGCAGCUUGCCAACAAGCUGGUGAAUGGCAGUGGUCAGUUUGGGUACUCGAACAGUUUGGGCAAAGCGCUUCAGGCCCUGGUUUGAGUGAUUCGUCCUUUAAGCUGGCGAUCACGGCUUGCAAAGAAGGAAGGCAUUGGCUGAGGGCUUUGCAGAUGCUCGGCUCUGUGGAGCAGACCUUGGCACAGAGCGAAUUCCUAUUGUCUUCCACUCUCAAGGCAUGCGGCGCGCGCUGGCAGAUUUGCCUCGCGCUCGUGGAUUCCUUCGAUGCCUUCGCGCUUCCUGUGGUGAUGACGUCCCUGAUCUCAGCCUGCGAGCGUGCAAGGAAGUGGGAGGCGGCACUGCUAUUCCUCGAGCGCAUGGCUUCGCCGGCUUCAACCGAUCCAGUGGCCUUGAGUUCGGCGAUGAGUGCUUGUGUGCAAGCCACCGAAUGGCAGAGGGCUGGCCUAUGGCUUGCACACAGACCUACAAACGAUCAACAUCUCUGCUUGUCCAGGGCCACUCUGGGUCGCUGGAUGCAGUGGUCUGGAGUGUUCUGGCCAGUGCCUGCGAAAGAGGAGACAGCUGGGAGCUGGCGUUGCAAGUCUUUGGCCUUGCUGCGAUCUUCACCCCCUUGGAGGGCCACGUUGCACCUCUUGAGCUACAUGACCCAAACACUCAUGCCAAGUGCUACUUGCAUCUCAGAGGCAGUGACUACCUACACUCGAUCCAGCCAAGUCUUCCGAGCGCUGUCGCUAAAACCAUUCUUGGCACGGCGAGCUGUACAGCCAGAGGUUUGGGCACCCCUCCAUCCCCUGCACCAAAGCUCACAAGGGACCUACAUCUACGCGGUGGUUUUGGCGGCCCUUUUGCAUGACAUGUCCUGUUGGAACCAGGCUGCGGUCACCAUGUAUCAGCGAUCCUUUCUGAUGCCGCUGCGUGCAGACUUGCUCAGGAGGAUGCCAGGAAAACGAGCAGCUUUGCAGAAGGUUUGCUCCAUGGGAGGUGGUUUCCUCAGAUCAGAGGCUGAGUGCUUUGGCAUGCGAGCGGGAAAAGGGUUGCUGCUGGGACGGGGGAAAUGGAGAAGGCAGUGUCGGGAGCUAUGAAGGGGAAGGAGUCAAACAGAUUGGAACGCAUACACACAAAAAAGAGUAUAUAAGGGCCGCUGCAACAAGGAUCCAUUUCAAGGCGCCCUUACCUUUUGCUUUUGC